AGUUCCUGGUUGCUUGCUUCUUCUUCUUCUCUGAUCGUUUUCUCUCUCUUCUCAAUUAUUCCCAUGGCUAAGAGUUCAUUCAAGAUGGAACACCCACUUGGUCUAAUGUAUGUUUGCUAAUAUGUAUAACAUUACAUGCCAGAAAGGAGACAGGCUGAAGCAGCUCGCAUUAGGGAGAAGUAUCCUGAUAGAAUUCCAGUAAUUGUUGAAAGGGCAGAGAAGAGUGAUGUUCCCGAAAUUGAUAAGAAAAAGUAUCUUGUUCCUGCUGAUUUGACUGUUGGCCAGUUUGUGUAUGUGGUGCGGAAGAGAAUCAAGCUGAGUCCUGAGAAAGCCAUCUUCAUUUUUGUCAAGAACAUUUUACCACCAACUGCGGCAAUGAUGUCUUCAAUUUAUGAGGAAAAUAAGGAUGAAGAUGGAUUCCUAUAUAUGACUUAUAGUGGAGAGAACACAUUUGGUUUUAUGAUCUGAAAUGAUUCAUGACAGGCAACCUUGUGAAUAGAACUUCCUAAAAGUGACCUAUGUGAAGAAGUCAGCUUAAUUGUUAAAUCGCUGGUUUGAUCCGUUUCUUGUAAAGUUUAUUAACUAAUUGAUGUUAAUCGUUGUGUACUGGAACUUAAUUGAAAAUUGUCGUGCUUCUAUCUUUAUGAAUUGCAAAAGUUUAA
Messenger RNA from Abrus precatorius (Indian licorice), 662 nucleotides. Its product is annotated as autophagy-related protein 8C-like. NCBI's taxonomy places the organism in Eukaryota, Viridiplantae, Streptophyta, Magnoliopsida, Fabales, Fabaceae. The coding region runs from base 136 to 468 and encodes 110 amino acids. The transcript has 6 exons. Gene Ontology annotation, biological process: cellular response to nitrogen starvation. The record is from RefSeq and is a predicted model, not a curated record.